Molecule: messenger RNA, 463 nt
Organism: Polistes dominula (European paper wasp)
Lineage: Eukaryota; Metazoa; Arthropoda; Insecta; Hymenoptera; Vespidae
Gene: RpII15
Product: RNA polymerase II subunit RpII15
Biological process (GO): transcription initiation at RNA polymerase II promoter; transcription-coupled nucleotide-excision repair; DNA-templated transcription
Cellular component (GO): RNA polymerase II, core complex
Molecular function (GO): zinc ion binding; DNA-directed RNA polymerase activity; nucleic acid binding
Source: RefSeq, a predicted model, not a curated record
AAAAAAAAAAGAAAUUUAUUAAGAUCUAACAUUAUUAUUCCAACUGUGUAAUCAAAUAUUAAUAAUAAUGUCAAAAGUAACAGGUUAUGAUACACACGAUGAUGGUCCUGGGUUUGUAGGAAUCAGAUUUUGUCAGGAAUGUAAUAAUAUGUUAUAUCCAAAAGAAGAUAAAGAAAAUAAAGUACUCAUGUAUGCGUGCAGAAAUUGUGAUUUCAAACAAUUAGCUGAUAGUAAUUGCAUAUAUGUAAACAAAAUUAUGCACGAAAUUGAUGAAUUGACACAUAUUGUGGCUGAUGUUAUAUCUGAUCCUACUUUACCAAGAACAGAGGACCAUCCGUGUCCUAAAUGUAAUCACAGGGAAGCUGUAUUUUUUCAAGCUCAAACUAGAAGAGCUGAGGAAGAAAUGAGAUUGUAUUAUGUAUGUACAAAUCAACUUUGUUCCCAUAGGUGGACAGAAUAAAUU